Aspergillus ibericus CBS 121593 is the source of this 708-nucleotide messenger RNA. RefSeq lists its product as uncharacterized. The record is from RefSeq and is a predicted model, not a curated record. Bases 1 to 708 code for a protein of 235 amino acids. The transcript has 4 exons. NCBI's taxonomy places the organism in Eukaryota, Fungi, Ascomycota, Eurotiomycetes, Eurotiales, Aspergillaceae.
AUGGAUCAUACUACAGAAAUGCACUUGGUAUCUUCCUCUUCAGUGCAGUCGGACAACACGGUCGGUCAGCAGCCUGUUGCCGUGUCGAUCGGGAAUCACAUCCCUGCGCAGCCAAUCUUGCCCCAACGGGACACGGACGCUGCUGGCCCAGUCCUGCAAGACCAGACCGACCGCCCAGCCCAGGCGGAGGAUCGUGAUCUCAUCUCGCUUCUCCCCCGCGGGGAGAUCCGACGCAGGGGGAAAAGAAAACAGGAGGGUGGCCGUUCACGAAAACGAGCAGGUCAGCCGUCGCCUUUCAGAUGCGUCGAUACCCGAGGCUGGCAGCCUGAGGUGGCCGGGUCUGGCUGGACUGCUGCUGCUGGCCUGCUGGACGAAAGAAGGGUUGGGCUGGUCGGGUCGGGGGUAUUGUCAUUUUGGGGGUCCCGCGUCAUGCAAUCCCCGGAUUUUGUAACGGUUUACGGGGCGAACUCCAUCCCCUGCCAUGCGAGCGCAACCGUGCUUUUCACUCAAUCUGCUGGACAACCAUCCACCGGGGAAACUUGGAGGGCUGUCAGGUCCGGUCAGGUCAGGUUAGGUAAUGGAAUGAGAGAUGGCGGUCAAGUGACGUUUCACACACGGCUGCUGCUAACCGGCAUCUCGGUCGGUACAGGCACGAAAAGCGACCGUGUCCGUCUCUGGGGAGGAAUGCGUGCAAGUCGUAGGGACUGA